This is a messenger RNA of Rhodamnia argentea, 1185 nucleotides long. Its product is annotated as persulfide dioxygenase ETHE1 homolog, mitochondrial-like. Bases 219 to 1130 code for a protein of 303 amino acids. NCBI's taxonomy places the organism in Eukaryota, Viridiplantae, Streptophyta, Magnoliopsida, Myrtales, Myrtaceae. Gene Ontology annotation, molecular function: sulfur dioxygenase activity. The record is from RefSeq and is a predicted model, not a curated record. The transcript is spliced from 10 exons. Gene Ontology annotation, biological process: hydrogen sulfide metabolic process; glutathione metabolic process.
CAGUUCCAGGACGCGCGAAAAGCAACGGCCACGAUCGCGUCGCCCCCGAUGGCUGUCCACUUCCCACACUGUCAGAAUCGGGAUCGCGGAACUUGGCUCGCCAUUGCCGAGACCGGGAGCACUGAGCACCAAUCUUCAUCCCUUCCUUCCUUAAACAACGAAACCAUCGAAUUCGCGACGGUUCCAUUCAAUCGCCGAGCGUCGAUUCGCGGCACAGAAUGCUUCGCGUCCACUGUCUGGCUCGAGUCUCUACCUGCUGUCUCUCUCCGAGAGCCGCGCCUCGUCCGGCGAUCUCGAUCUCCAGGACGAGGACGACGGCGGGUCGCGGCCUCAGAUGGCGAGCGGUGGGGAGCACCAGAGGGUACGCGACGUCGUGCGAUAAGCUCCUCUUCCGUCAGCUCUUCGAGAAGGAGUCGUCCACUUACACUUACCUGCUCGCCGACGUAUCUCACCCGGAUAAGCCCGCCGUGUUAAUUGACCCAGUUGAUAAGACAGUUGACAGGGACCUCUCUUUAGUGAAAGAGCUUGGGUUGAAGCUGAUAUAUGCAAUGAACACACAUGUACAUGCUGAUCAUGUAACUGGGACUGGUUUGAUAAAGGGGAAAGUCCCUGGAGUAAAAUCUGUCAUUUCGAAGGCGAGCAAUGCAAGAGCUGACUUUCUUAUAAAAACCGGAGAGAAGAUUCAUUUUGGCGAUCUAUUCCUUGAGGUCCGGGCUACACCGGGACAUACACAAGGAUGUGUUACAUAUGUCACAGGAGAUGGACCUAGUCAACCCCAACCAAGGAUGGCUUUCACUGGAGAUGCCUUGCUAAUUUGUGGGUGUGGGAGGACUGAUUUCCAGGGUGGAAGUUCACUUCAAUUGUACCAGUCGGUGCAUGCACAGAUUUUCACAUUACCCAAGGAUACAUUGGUCUAUCCUGCUCAUGACUACAAGGGAUUCACUGUUAGCUCUGUGGGGGAGGAACUUCUCUACAAUCCCAGGUUUUUGAAAGAUGAGAAAACUUUCAAAAGUAUUAUGGAAAACCUAAAUCUCUCUUACCCAAAGAUGAUUGAUGUGGCUGUUCCUGCAAACAUGGUCUGUGGGUUGCAAGACCUGUCUGCAAAGCCAGCUGAGGCUGCAUCAAACUAGGCACAGUCAGGGACAUGUUCAGUGAACUGAGAUUUUCCUCAUAACCUUGCAGUGG